CUAGGCAAUAAUUACAUUCGUCACGCUGUCCCCACGGGGCAAGCCAAGUGCAUCGUCACACUAACUGCAAUUCAUUUGUACGUGCAUUAGUGGCUGGUCUUUGCAUUCAUUUGUGCUUAAAAUGUAUUCUUUUGAUAAACACGUCAUUUUAAUACUCUGCGCCAUCGUAGUGUCCACCAAGUCAGAGCGGUGGUAUUCCGCGACUAUCAUUGAAAGGAGAAACUCUUAUCACAAUUCGUCAAAUACAGAUUUUAGACCCAGUUACAUCCAAAAUAAUGAGCAUAAUUUCAUGCCUUUAGUGUUAAUUGAUCCCAAAAAAUCUGAAUUUAAACGCAACGAUUAUUUUACGGCAUCAGACUCUCAUAAUGGCGACAUAAGGAGUGAUAACAAUGUCUCCUAUUUAAAUCCUUCUGAUCGGAUACUAAAUUUCAAUAAUUCUAUAGAAAAUAUAAACGUAUUGCAUAGAAUACGUCCCAAAAGGAAACUUGUUCGUAAAAAGUGUCCUGCAGUGAAACCGAGACAAUCGAAGCAGUUAAAUUCAAAACCGAAAUCUAAGACGAGGUUCUUAGAAGUGUUUCAGGUAGUGGAAUUUGAUCAUGUGUCGUGUGUAUCCAGCAGUGGUUUAGAAGGAACGUGUCUGCCUGAAGCUGAGUGCAUCGAAUCUGGUGGAUCUACAAUGGGGACUUGUGCUGACGGAUAUGGAACGUGUUGUGUUACUCAAUUUGCGUGUGACGGCCGAUCAGCGGCAGAAUCGGGCUGGUUCACUAAUCCUGACUUCCCUUCACCAAGCACGGAACGGUUGUCUUGUGCUUUCGCAUUGGACAAAGCUUCUGAAGACGUAAAACAGAUACGUUUAGACUUCUCUAAUUUUGAGUUACUUCCACCAACAGAUGGAUCAUGUCAAUAUGACCAGUUCAUUGUUUCAGGACAAAAUCUCAAUAACAUAAUACCGAUACUUUGCGGAAUCAAUUCCGGUCAACACGUGUAUAUUGAAGUUGGUGACGUCGAAGGGCCAAUUUAUUUAACAUUCCAAACCGUAUCUUCCGACAGCAGACUUUUUUCUAUAAAGAUAACGCAAUUGACCUCGUCCGAUGAGCUCGCGGCGCCUUCAGGCUGCUUACAAUACUACACAGAACUUCAAGGCUACUUAGAAUCUUUCAACUAUCGAGAUAAAUCUGACAUCGUUAUUGCAAGAACACCAAGUUACUUAAACAAUCUCAAUUACGCUAUGUGCAUUGAGCGUAAGGCAGAAACUUGUAGCGUGACAUACACCAACACGGGUACCAUGGAGAUAGUCAAUUACGACACAUAUGGAUUACCAGUUAUUUAUCCGGGACAGGCAGGAGUGGAAAUUCUGAACUGUCCCAACGAUUGGUUGCUGAUAACUGCUACAAGGCUUUGCGGAGACCGCCUCAAUGACGGAUCCGUGUUUCAGGAUUUUACUGUGGAUGCACCUAUUACAGAUAAUAAUGCAGGCCCCAUUGUAGUAUGGUUUCGUUCUGAUGAAUCCUACGUUGGCGAUGGCUUCAAGCUGAUGUAUCAACAGAAUCCAUGCAAUACUUAACAUUCAAAAUAAUAACAAAAUAAUUAUAAUCCCAA
Messenger RNA from Helicoverpa armigera (cotton bollworm), 1599 nucleotides. RefSeq lists its product as uncharacterized. The transcript has 8 exons. The record is from RefSeq and is a predicted model, not a curated record. Lineage: Eukaryota; Metazoa; Arthropoda; Insecta; Lepidoptera; Noctuidae. The coding region runs from base 122 to 1564 and encodes 480 amino acids.